ACAGCCAGCCCAGUCAGCAGUGUGUGUGUCAGUGUGUGUGUGUUUGCCGACGCAGGGGCUAACCUAACACCCCUCUAGCAGCACAGCUAGUCAGAUCAUUUGUCCACUCGCCGGUGUGUGUGAGAGUGUGCAUGAGUGUGUGUGGAGACUUGAGGAGCCGCUCUCUACGACGUCACACACGCGAGAGGGAGACCCACUAAACAGGGGAAGGUGUCCAACCUUACACAUUGGACUGAGGACAGUCAACAAGCCAUGGUCAGUGACAGCCAGACAGACAGACAGACAGAGUGAGUAACUUCUUCCAGAGUUGGAUGUGCUGGGGAGAUGAUGUGCUUUUAAAACCGAAACGCUGAAGUGGCUAACCCUGUAUUGACAGAACCGGAGAACUCUCUGAAGGGACUUUCAGCUCUCAGCAAGGACUUCACUCCAGGAGAGUGUGUGUGUGUGUGUGUGUGUGUGAGGGAGCAUUUAUUGGUGUGUAUCGUCAUGGAUCAGCCAGCCAGCAGCUGCAUGCGGAGCGCCCACCCCGGCAGCCCCAUUUGGGGGUGCGUGAGGAACCCUCACCCCGGAGCGGGGCUCCAGUCACCUUACCAGCAGGCCCCCUUCUCCCUGCACCAGAAGCCUGAGUUCCUGGCCUACACAGACUUCUCCACCUCCUGCCUGGUGCCCGCACCCCAUGCCAGCUUCCCCCGCGACGACAGACUCUACCCAGAGCCCCAUGCGGGCUUCCAGAGGGCCGACUGGCAGUUCCCCCCGUAUGAGAUGCGGGGCCGGGGGCAGGAGGUCUGUCCGGUGGAGCCCGUGGCGGUGGGUGGUGGAGGGGUGGUGGGGGGCGUGGGGGGGAUAGACAGCACAGGUGGGGACAGCCUGCCAGGGGCAGUGGCCGGGUGUCUGGAGGGGGAGUACUCGCCACAGAGCAUGGCAUCGGCCGACACAGAGAAGAAGAGCUCCAAGAGGAAGAGAGACAUAGCAGAUAUUCAGGACUUCAAGGUGGACUCUAACUGCAAAGCGAGGAAAGAGCGUACAGCGUUCACCAAAGAGCAGCUCCGGGAACUGGAGGCGGAGUUCACCCACCAUAACUACCUGACCAGACUGCGUCGCUAUGAGAUCGCUGUCAACCUGGACCUCACAGAGAGACAGGUGAAGGUGUGGUUCCAGAACAGAAGGAUGAAGUGGAAGAGGGUGAAAGGAGGACAGCCUGCUUCCCCUAACGACCUGGAGACAGACGACAUAGACUCUGCUGCCUCACCCAGCUCAGAGUGAGCGGAAGCAGGCUGUCCUGAGAGGAGGCCCCCCAACACCAACAUCCACAGAGAACACCAGCCGUGCUAUAAUAUCCCUGGAGAGUCGGCUGCUGGAACAGAGCAUUUCUAGGGACUUCUUAGUUAGUCUGAGCCCCAGUGUGUUCCCUUCUGUAAAUACUGUAGUACUCGGUCUGUCAAGGUCCAAAGUCUUUUUUACACUUCUCUGUCGAAUGAGGACUAUCUUAGAUCUAACUUGAAAGGGGUUGUAACAUUUUCUGUACCCCCUACAAUCUAAGCAUUGACUGCAAUGGGAGUAUUGGAAUAAAUAAAUGAAGGAUUAAUCUUAGCUAGUGUAGACUACAUGUUGCAGUUUAUCACCCUGCCCAAGUGAGCACUUGUAACUCAGUGAUGACAAGUCUGUGAUUUGAUUUUGUUUGAGAACAUCUCCUCAGUUCUCGCUCCGUAAUCAUGGCCCUCAACGCUUGACUGCAGCCACCUGUGGACACUCAAACCGUUUCAGCGUUGCCAAACCUUAAGUGCCUCAAAAUCAGAUUUUAUUAAAAGUUGUGUUGUUAGGUUUUCCUAGAAUACACUUUUUCUGUCAAACAAGUUUGUCUUAUUUUGUGUACUUCAGCUUUUUUUUCUUUCUUUUUUAACAUUUGAAAGAUAUUGAUAAAACACAGAUGUUGCCUAUUGAAAUUUGUUAAAAUGAAUAAAUCAUUAA
Molecule: messenger RNA, 1968 nt
Organism: Coregonus clupeaformis (lake whitefish)
Lineage: Eukaryota; Metazoa; Chordata; Actinopteri; Salmoniformes; Salmonidae
Product: homeobox protein MOX-1-like
Biological process (GO): positive regulation of transcription by RNA polymerase II
Cellular component (GO): nucleus
Molecular function (GO): DNA-binding transcription factor activity, RNA polymerase II-specific; RNA polymerase II cis-regulatory region sequence-specific DNA binding
Source: RefSeq, a predicted model, not a curated record